Canariomyces notabilis is the source of this 507-nucleotide messenger RNA. RefSeq lists its product as uncharacterized. Lineage: Eukaryota; Fungi; Ascomycota; Sordariomycetes; Sordariales; Chaetomiaceae. The record is from RefSeq and is a predicted model, not a curated record. The transcript has a single exon. Bases 170 to 457 code for a protein of 95 amino acids.
CUGGCUUCGAAGUUAGCUAUGCCUUUCGUUAGCAGGGUUUACUUCGUCCUAGCGAUAUCAAGUAUAUUCAUACCUGAAUCUUUUCAAACCUAUUCGUCUCAAGGCGGUAACCACUGCCAGUGAAUCGUAUAAUCAUCUAGCAAUUCAUGUUGUGUAGCCAUAGUGAGUUAUGAAAGCAAUGCAAGCUUUACUCCGUACAAUGGCCGCAUUUCAAGUGUUUCUCCGUCCCGCAUUGCCCCGGUUGAUAGAUACGUCACGAUCCCAGCCUGUUCAGACUUCCCAAGGAGCUAUCAAAUAUUUCUCGCACUCAGGUAGCGAGUCAAUCUUUACCCGCGCACUUCGGGAAUUAAGGAUGAGCCUGACGCAGAUGUGCCGUGGUAUAGGUCAACACUACAGGAUAUCAGAAGAACCGCAAGGCUCAAGCUCUAGUCGUGUACUUGCAAUGAAUUCGAGUUGAAGCUGUUAAGUAAGGCUAAACAGGCAAGGCAUUGUGGAUAUCCAUAGUCU